AUGGCCUCUCUUCACGUUUUCGCUCGCGCUUCAUCGCGCACUAUUCGGGCGACACAGUGCCGAGUCAGUGGACAUGCAGGCUUUCUUUCUAGCAGAGCUCGGCCGUUGUCGGCGCAUAUGAAGGCGCUGCAUACUGCGCCUCCACGAAACGCAUCAGCAGCAACAGCAACGGCGACCGCAACCUCCAAGGACUCGACCAAUCCCGCCAUGUCAUUUCCCUGUCUGGAUGCACAAGACGCCAAAUCACAACAACUUUCUGCACGGUCAUUACAGUCCGGUCCUGAACCGUCGUAUACCUCUGGUCAGCAUGAGUGGUACCAUUGCGAGGAGCCACUCCUGCUCGAUUGGGGCGGUCGAUUGCAGGAGUUUGACAUCGCCUUCGAGACUUGGGGUCAAUUGAACCAGGAUAAAAGCAACGCCAUUUUGCUUCAUACGGGAUUGUCGGCUUCAAGUCAUGCGCACAGCACACCAUCAAACAACAAACCAGGCUGGUGGGAGAAAUUCAUCGGGCCCGGGCUACCCUUGGACACAAACAAGUACUUUGUGAUUUGCACAAAUGUGAUCGGAGGCUGCUAUGGUAGCACCGGACCAUCCUCUGUGGACCCGUCGGAUGGACAGCGAUAUGCGACGCGCUUCCCCAUCUUGACCUUGGACGAUAUGGUGCGGGCACAGUUUCGCCUUCUGGAUCAUUUGGGCAUUCAAAAAUUGGCCGCCUCGGUGGGAUCAAGUAUGGGUGGUAUGCAGAGUCUCGCAGCCGGUGUUUUGUUCCCCGAGCGUGUGGGCAAAAUUGUCAGUAUCAGUGGCUGCGCACGAAGUCACCCGUACAGUAUUGCAAUGCGCCACACACAACGUCAAGUACUGAUGAUGGAUCCGAAUUGGGCGCGUGGAUUCUACUACGAUGCAAUCCCACCACAUUCUGGAAUGAAACUGGCGCGCGAGAUUGCAACCGUUACCUAUCGCAGCGGACCGGAAUGGGAGAUGCGAUUCGGACGUCGUCGAGCCGAUCCCAGCAAGCAACCUGCGCUGUGUCCGGAUUUCCUCAUCGAGACCUAUCUCGACCACGCGGGAGAGAAAUUCUGCUUGGAAUACGAUCCUAACAGCUUGCUGUAUGUUUCCAAGGCCAUGGAUCUCUUUGACCUCGGCCAUGAGAAUCAAAGCCGAACUCGCCGUCGUCGAGCAGAGUCCGAAUUUCGCAUCGCACGUGGCGAGGGCUCACCCAAUCCCUCCGACCCUGCUUGCAGUCUCACUCUGCCUGACAGGCCAUACGAGGAACAACCCGAAGCGGCUGCCUCGGUUCCCUCACCUGAUCAAUCCGUCAAGGCAGAACAGCUUGACGGACCGCCGCAAGACCUCGUCCGAGGCUUGGCCCCUCUGAAAAACCACCCGGUCCUAGUCAUGGGCGUUGCUAGCGACAUUCUUUUCCCUGCAUGGCAGCAGCGCGAGAUUGCCGAGACCCUUCGUGCAGCUGGCAACACAUCCGUCGAGCACAUCGAGCUGGGGGAGGACCUCUCUUUAUUCGGUCAUGAUACGUUCUUGCUGGAUCUCAAGAACAUUGGCGGUGCUUUGGGUCGUUUCCUGAAGUAA
Messenger RNA from Penicillium diatomitis, 1584 nucleotides. Its product is annotated as homoserine O-acetyltransferase family protein. Bases 1 to 1584 code for a protein of 527 amino acids. The transcript has a single exon. Gene Ontology annotation, molecular function: L-serine O-acetyltransferase activity; homoserine O-acetyltransferase activity. Lineage: Eukaryota; Fungi; Ascomycota; Eurotiomycetes; Eurotiales; Aspergillaceae. The record is from RefSeq and is a predicted model, not a curated record. Gene Ontology annotation, biological process: L-homoserine metabolic process.